CCAGCUGCUCUCUCAGGCUUUUACACUCAAUAUGAGCAUAAAGCGGAAUUAUGCUCCUUCCUUUUAAAUGGGAAAUGUCCGAUGUUGCACUCAAAACUGGGGAGUCGUAGAGCAGAUGUAGCGGUCAGACUGGGGGAUGCAGCCAUCUGAACAGCUGUCUGAACACCAGGUGGUGGGUGCAUGGAGUUACAAGACAUAGAGAGGUUAGAGGUGGAGAGAACUUGGGCUUUGAAUGGAAAAAAACGUACCUUUAAGAAAGAAGGGAAAGAAAGAGGGUCUGAAAAAUGAUGACCUUUGAAUUGGGAUCAGAGAACGUGAAGGACUGUGGAGAAGAAAGACAAGUAAGGACCAUGGACCUGAGCUUGCAUGACGCUCUCACGGAUGGGGCGCCCCAGUCGGGCCCGGACAACCCGGUGAGGAGGGACUUCAUGGCUUCCCUGGAGAAAGAGACCUUUGAUGACAAAGUAGGCGAGACUGUGGAAAAGACUGACUACCGCCCUCUGCUGGACGGGAAGGAUGGUAAAGGCUCCAGUAUGAAGCCAGGAGGACAGAUGGGGACUGGGAUGCAGCGGCAGGAACCAAUGGGAGAGAAGCGUCCCUGUCCAACUGGACAACAGGCUGCCUUCAAUGCUGACUACCUUUCAGGCCCAGUGUCUAGUAUGAUGGGAAAGCCUGGUGAGGGGAACCAGAACAAAGGAAUGAAGGACAGCAACAUGCCAGACUCUCUCAUGGAAGUUUGGACAAACCCAAACUCCUGGGCAGGUGGUGAGUCCAGGCUGCAAGCUUCAGCGGGUCUCCCCCUCUCCUCCAGCAACUCAGUGGAGGAGAGCCCCUACUCCGACCCCCUCAGCCCCCACGGCUCCCACAGCCAGGAGACCGGCUCUGGGGACGAGAGGGGGAGUGAAGGGGUCAACAGCAGCAGCAAGCAGCAGAAGAGGAAGAAGAAGAAAAGGAGGUCCAGGGAGGAGGUGUAUGACUUAUUGGACAGGCAGGAGGCUCCGGAUGCAAAGGAGGAGGAGGGCGAGACAGAGAGCGGAGCCUCAGACGGCCCUCUGAGCCCAUCCUCCCCAAGCAAGGAGGAGAGCUGGGAGUGUGAGAUCCGAGGGAGGGGUGGGGGUAGGGUCAGGGGCAGGAAGAAUAAGAGCAGGAUGAAGCUCCCAGAGGAGUGGGGGCCAACACCCCAGGAGCCAACGACACCUCAUGCCACACAAGCGUCGGUGGCCCUGGAGUCUGCAAUGGUAAAUGCCUCUGGUCUCUUAAGUUCAACCCUGGAGAACAUCUCCUCCCUCGUAGCCGGCCCCCAGACUAACCCCUUUAGCAGUUUUAUAGAGGACACCAAACCCUCUCACACCCCCACUGCCCCACCCCUCACUGAGAACCCCAAACCCAGUCACAUCCUCACCACAGACCCUGCCCUUACAAACACUUUUACCAGUAUGUUUGAGCAACCUUCCCCUGCUAAGGUAAACAUGGACUGGGAGGUUGAGACUCCUGUUAAAAACACUGCCGCUACCCUCCAUUAUGAACCCAUGUGUAUUGAUGACUUUAAAAUGCCCCCGCCCUUAGCCACUAAAGAUGUCCUACCUCCCAAGAAGGCUCUGUCUUUUACUGACAAAGCCUCUUCUGAUCAUAGUCGUCCUGAGGUCAUGUCGUCUACUUCUGACCAGAAGCAGCUGGGCCCUCAGAGCUCCCCGGCUCUUAGCCCCCAGGUCUCGAAGACCUUCCUCUUCCUAGACUCUGCCCUGCAGACCCCCCAAGCCAGCACUCCUGCUUCACAGCCCCAGUCCCAGACGACCACACCCCAGGUCCCUCCUCCAAACAACAUCACCGCCUCCUCUUUCCAGACCACUCCUCCUCCACUGUCUAGCCACUCCUCCCAGCCUGGUCACGACACUCCCAGUCCCUGCCCUGCAGUGGGCUCAGGCCUCAACCCUGCAGCCCCGCCCUUUAUCCCCACUACACUGCCACUCACAGAGCACCAGGAGCCACCGCUGCCAGAGCCCCCCCUGCUGGAAGUGAAAGCAGAGAAUAAGGACAAACAAGAAAAGGCAGAUUUCUUCCCAAAGACAGAUAACUUGAACAUAUUUGAGAAGACGGAGAAGUCCGACAAGAUGGAGAAGAAAGGGAAAGAAGAUGAAUCUAAGAAAGUCGACAAUGCCGACAAGACCUCAAAAUCUGAGAAGAUCCUCAAAGAUGAAGAGAAGUUCCAUAAGACGGAGAAGAAUUAUACAAAUGAAAAAGUGGACAAGCCAGAGAAGACAAACAAAGAUGAGAAGAUGGAGAAGAAAGAAAAUGGGGAGAAAACUGACAAGAUGGUCAAAGCUGAAAAUAACGAAAAGGCUGGGAAAGGUACUCCAAAGUCCCAAACAACCAACGGAAGCAAGCAGGACCUCACCAGCCCAGACAGUAAGGCCAAGACUCCGGAAAACGGUCCUCCUGUGCCAAAGGCCAAUGGCACGGCAAAUAAGAACGGUUCCUCGACAACCGCCACUACUAAACCUGCUGGGCCACGUCCCUCUGCUAGUGCCCCCUCUCUGCGCCGCAACACCGUUCCCAAGACUGAUGAUACCAAGCCAGGUGACGUGAAGAAGCCUAGUACGCUGAAGACAACACCAAUCAAGCCCAGGGUGCCUCGCACCUCCGCCACUGCUCCGAGCACUCCUGCCACCAACGGGGAGCAGCCUCGCCGACGCAUCACCAAACCCCCAGUGCCCAAGCAGACCGCUAUGGAGAGGAAGCCACCUGUACCCAGAGCACCUAGAACUCCCAGACCUAUCAACGCACCCCUGCCGGACCUAAAGAAUGUGCGCUCCAAGAUCGGCUCCACAGACAACAUGAAGUACCAGCCUACCGGCGGAAAGGUCUCCUCGGCGGGGGCUUCCCAAUCCAAAGACGGCCCGGGCAAAGUUAUGAUAGUCCACAAAAAACUGGACUUCAGCCAUAUCACCUCUCGCUGUGGCUCCAAGGAUAAUAUCAAGCAUGUCCCUGGUGGAGGGAAUGUCCAGAUUCAGCAUAAGAAGGUGGACUUGAGCAAAGUGACCUCCAAGUGUGGCUCUAAGGACAACAUCAAGCACAAGCCAGGUGUGUCCACUACAGGGGGUGGAGACUUGAAGAAUGAGGCUAAGGCCAAUGGCAAUGGUAAUGGGAAGCCCAAGGAGGGAUCAAUGGACAAUAUUGGCCUUGAGGCAGGGGAUGGACCAAUCAAGGCCGCGGGGAUGCCGGAGAAAGCUGCAGGGAAAACAUCUCCCCCUGGUGGAGCUCCAGCUACAGGCGCAGGAAGCAUGGCUAAGGAGAACGGGAAUAAGGCGACGCCUCCUCCUAAUCCCUUUGGGGGUGACCCGAUGGGCAUGGACAAACGCAUCCCUGAGACAAAUUGAGUCUUAUAAGCUGAGCUUUCGCGAGAACGCACGGGCUCGCACCACCAACGGCGCCGACCUUAUCUCUUGGCCCACCCCGAUUGGCAGCCCCCUCUCACCCCCAUCGCAGCACCUCUCUCUGUGUUUCUCUGGGGUCCGCCAGCUUCCUCCUCCACACCCUCCAGCUCCGACCCAGCCCCUCGUCACCCAGCCUUGGGGCAGGGGGAAAAAUACUGAAUGCUAGCAGGACAAGGACUUCUUUAGCACAUUCCAACUUACUCCUUUUACCUCACAACACAGUAUCGCAUCACUACUCUCUACCCUCGUUGAAUAUCUGUCUUAGUGGUCUCAGAAGAGCCAGUUUUAAAGUAUAGAGACCAGAGUUCAGACAGAUAGAGCAAGGUAUUUCUGUACAGUGGGGUUUUUGACCUCAGAGUGAACCUUCUAGAAUCUAGACCCUCAGUGUUCUGUUGUAGUUAUGUCAGCGCCUGCUUCUUUUGUUCCAGCCUAUAAGCACUGUUCUUAUACGUACAGUAGUGCAGUCUUGAUCAAAAUCACAAACACCUACAGUGUCGCACUGUAUAUUAGUAUGACUUUUUUGUCAUAGACUAUCACAAUGAGCCACUGCUAUGUAUGUGACAGGCCUAACCCUAGAUAUAAAACCUUCCUUACCAUAUCUAACCCUCUGGAUGAGCAUAGCCUCCCCUGUACUGUAGGGACCCCAGAUUUCACUUAUGCAGUACAAUUUGAUGAUUAGUGAAGCACCCCUUAUUGUGAGCAUGUGGGACUGUCAUGUCAUCCCAAUGAACAGCGGCUAAUAUGCCACCCCCUCACUUAACCAAUUCAGUAUGUCUUGAUAACCUUGUGUAAACCUGUGACCCCCCCCACACACACACACACAACCCUCUCAACAAUAAGAAACUAGUAGGCUGUUACAAACAGUAGGAUAUUUAACAUCUCUCUUUUUAAAAAACCUCUGUAUUGUGUUUUCGUAAAUUAUUGUAACAAUGAGCUGAUGUGUUGUUCUGUUGUUUAAUCAUCAAUAUACCCUUUUUCCUUUUACUGUUACAUCUCUCUGAAAGCAAUACAGUGAGUGGUCUUUGCCUGAGGAUACAACUUCCUAUUACACACCCGUACUCGCACAUGUAAACUACAGUACGGUACAGUCAGAGAGCGAGCGAGAAAAACCCUCUCAGGGUCUGUGCACAGAGACUGGAUGCCUGAGGCAGGACAGAAUAGUAAGCAGGAGGCAGCAAACAAAGUGAGGAAAGGCCUAUGAUUGCACCAGGAGAGUGGAGAUACUCCAAUGACGAUCAAGUCUCUGUAGUGUUGGCCCAAUCGUUGGGACAGGGAAGACGAAUAGAGAGCCAUGUUGAAGGACAGCAAGAUUUAGAUAGAUUUAACAAUAUUAUCAUAAAAAUCCAAAUACAAUUUUAAGUCAAUAUCAAGAGAAGUUUUUGAAGGACAAAGAUGAUCAUUGAUCUCCAAUGUAACAAUUGUACAUUUUCAUUAUUCUCAACUAAUCUACUGUUAAAUAUGAAUUGAUUUGAAUGGCUGCUUAUGCUACUGGUUCCACUGUGAAUAGUGACAUUAUUGUGUAACAAUAGGGCACAAUUGCUUAACCAAGCAAAUAUAUAUAGCAAUAUAUAUAUAAGCUAAUUACUCUGUUUAACUUGCUAUCGGUUUUGUAAAGAGGUUGGCGGAUGGAAUUGUAUAGCAUUAUAUGACUAUGAAUUAGGAUCCGGUGUGUGUGUGUGUGUAUAGUAGUUGAACGAUCUUUGGGAUGGUCUCAUUUUGUGAUCAACAUUUAGACGUCUGUGGAGUCUGUCGGAUUUGUGGUACGUUGCCGGAUCAAGAUCAAGGGCACCCGGGUGGCCUUUAAAAUACUGCUAGUUUGGCUCUUAGAGUAUGAGAAUUGCCGUUCCUUUUGGAGAUUAUCCAUCACACUACUCCAACAAGAGGGAUAAUGGCCACAGAUUUCAAUGUGUAAUUGUGCCUUGUAGAUUCUCAAGGCUGAACUGUAACAGGUGUACAGUUCCCCAAAAAAGUACAUUUGUGUCCCCCACCCUAAAACACUUUUACUUUGAUUUAUUUGUUGUACCGUCGGUAGGGUGUAAUCUGAAUCUAUUUGAGUGCGUGCACUGCGGUGGAGGAAAUAAUAGUGAUCGUCAAUGGCCGAGAGAAUCAAAGAGCAAGUGAUCAAAUUAUCGAGAAAGAAAAGCAAAAGCACCUUAUGAUAUUUUUAAGGUAUUCUUUCCCCCAACAUUCCCAUGGUUAGUUCAAAAAAUUAUAAUGAAAUGAAUUCUUCCUGAAGACUAAUCCUUACACUGAUGAAAGCAGAUGAAAGCACUUUGAAUGCACAGUGGCAUGUACAUUUCAUGUUUGAGCUCUACAGUCUGUUUGAGUGAACUGUUGCCAUGAUUGGAUGAACAGAUUUGUCUUUUAGUCUCCUUGGUGGUAACCUUGCUCACUGGUCACGUUAGUGGACUUUGGUGUCAUGCUUUGGGUACAGUGGUCACUCACGCUCAGUCUGUUCUCCUUGUGCCUGUUAGGCAUCACGUUUAUGAACACUCCCCUUUCCAACGCUUAAAUGCUAACUAGCAACACCCACUUUUCCAUCAGUCUUCACACAUCCGUUUGUAUAUAGACAUCCACAUGUUUUCAUCACCACAGGAGAACAAGGUAUUGAUGUUAGGGUCUUUAUGGAUGUUGAGAAAUGUCUUUCACGUUCAUCAACCCAUUUCCGGAGAGUGUUUUCUUUCUGGAGUCUGCCUUUUUUCAGAAAGGGCUGAAGUACAAGAAUGUUUUUACAAUUUAAUAUAUUAAAGAUGCAAGAUAUGAAUAUAAUAUGUAUGAACCUUUUGUUUUGUUGUAAAAAAAAAAUCACAAUAAGACACUUAUACUCAAUAUAAAUUUGACUGACAGUAGGAAGUGUGUGUCGAGUCCAGUAUGGGGACUGCAGCAGACUGUGAAUAGCUUAAGCAUUCAGCGAUGGUUAACUUCUCAAUGGAUGGUCUAGGUGUGCUUUUACCCACUCCAACUCUAUAGUGGAUAAACUGAUAUUUGCUUGAAUAAAUUAACACUUUUAUCUGCCUCUUACACGUAGACUUACUAUAUGUAGAAAAUCUACCAGAAACAAAGACUCAUCCGAUUUAAUGCAUAUUCUUCCAAGUGUUUUGUGUCGCUGGUGAGCUUAUCGAGUGCUCAACUGUAAUCAUGAACCAGGCAUUGUGAGGAUAGGUUGAAGGUCAAGCUCCCACAUGCGACACCUGACACACACAGCCCUUGAAUGUCGUCCAGAAACCCCACCCCCCACCCCCACCCCCACCCCUUGUGAGACUAACAGUAACUGUCUUUUGGCAUGUGUUAUGUAGUGUGCUUCUGUAAAGCAUCAAGGAGCCCAUAGCUGUGCUUCUUCUUAGAGCACACCUACAGUGUGUAUUAUUCUCCAUAGUGCACACCAUAAGAGCAUGCGGAAGGCAAUGGAUUGUAAACAUCUGUCAUAGAUAGGAGGAGUUAAUUGUUUCCCUUUCGAUUUGAGUAAUGUAAUUUGGUAUGAAAGAGAUGUUCAUUGUGAUUCAUUGUUAACUAGUGAUGUGAAUAUUAAUCAUGAAAUAAAAGACAAGCAAAACA
This is a messenger RNA of Oncorhynchus masou masou (cherry salmon), 6989 nucleotides long. Its product is annotated as microtubule-associated protein 4-like. Lineage: Eukaryota; Metazoa; Chordata; Actinopteri; Salmoniformes; Salmonidae. The record is from RefSeq and is a predicted model, not a curated record. Gene Ontology annotation, biological process: microtubule cytoskeleton organization; neuron projection development. The transcript is spliced from 15 exons. Bases 285 to 3377 code for a protein of 1030 amino acids. Gene Ontology annotation, cellular component: neuron projection. Gene Ontology annotation, molecular function: microtubule binding.